This is a messenger RNA of Daktulosphaira vitifoliae (grape phylloxera), 893 nucleotides long. Its product is annotated as platelet-activating factor acetylhydrolase IB subunit alpha2-like. The coding region runs from base 123 to 755 and encodes 210 amino acids. The transcript has 4 exons. The record is from RefSeq and is a predicted model, not a curated record. NCBI's taxonomy places the organism in Eukaryota, Metazoa, Arthropoda, Insecta, Hemiptera, Phylloxeridae.
UCAAUGAUAAGAAUAAAGAUUGUUAAUAUUACCACAGAUAAAAUAAAUAAGUUUUAUCUUAUCUAUGGUAUUACUUAUUUUGUUACUCAGUUUUAAAAUUAAACAUUAAAUUAUUUUAAAAUAUGAAUCCUUGUAAUAUCCCAUCAGUACCAAUUAUUGAAGAGGAGAAAUGGAGAUUACAACACAAAAUACACAUCACUAAAGCCAAUUCAAGUGAUCCUGAUGUUUUGCUUAUUGGGGCAUCAAUAAUAGAAUUUAUUCAGUAUCAUCCUAUUUGGAAAGAAAAAUUCAUUCCUCUAAAUAGUGUAAACUUUGGAAUAGCUGGUGAUUGUACACAAAAUGUAUUAUGGAGAGUAAAAAAUGGAAUUUUAGAUAAUAUAAAACCUAAAGUAUGUAUUCUUAAUGUUGGAUCAAAUAAUUUGGAAAAUUUACCUGAAGAUGUUGUUAGUGGAAUAUUAGCUAUAGUAUAUGAAAUAAAAUUGAAAAUUCCCAAAUGUUUUAUAAUUAUAAUAGGUAUUUUACCACGUGGUCCUCGUCCUAAUAAUUUAAGAGAAAUUGGUACUCAAAUAAAUACAAUUUUAAGUCAAAACAUUAAAUCAAUUUCUCAAGUCGAAUUAUUUAUUCCUAAUUUACUACAAGAAGAUGGUAUUUUAAGUGAAAAAGAUGCUCCAGACUUUCUACACCCAUCAGAAUCUGGCUAUCAAAAAAUAUUUAACCCUAUUUUACCUAGAGUUUCAGCUAUUUUAAAUAAUUAAUUAAUAGUGUUUGUAGAUCUAUCAUUAUAUUAAGAUAUUUUUUGAGUAAAACAAUUUAUCAUUAAAGUUCUGUAUAUUUUAUUUAUUGAAAUUAUUAUAUAUUUUUUAAAUAAUAAAGUGAGAAUUCUUCAGAUGAUA